AUGAGCCAAAUGUGGUUCAACAUCAACAUUCCCGUCACGUUAACCCUAGACCUAGUCGAAUAUGUCAAGCAUCAAGCUCACUCCGGCGGACCCAUUGAUCACGACGCUAUACGAACGGCUCUCGCCGACAACAUCGAUGCCAUAACUGACACCAUCCUUGCAAUACCCUACGACAUCAGACGCAGAAACAGCGUGUCCGCCAGCCCUCGACCAUCAGAAACACCCUCUUCCUUCCGGAUCUUUGUCAAGACUCCAGAAGGUCUGCCCAUCGUCUAUCAGGUCACGAAGUAUACAACUGUGACGGGCCUUACGGAGAAGGUUCAAGGGAAGGAAGGUUUGCGACCGCAAGAUCAGCGUCUAGUCUUGAAUGGGAAGGUCAUCUUCAACGGAGCGAGGGAGGAUGAAGAUAUCAUAAUGCAUCAGGUUACGAUUGGAGCGGUCGGGAUCAAGAAGGAUACUUUGGUGAUCUUGUUGGAUGCGGUGCCUGAAACUUAG
Molecule: messenger RNA, 495 nt
Organism: Fulvia fulva
Lineage: Eukaryota; Fungi; Ascomycota; Dothideomycetes; Mycosphaerellales; Mycosphaerellaceae
Exons: 2
Coding region: 1-495 (164 amino acids)
Molecular function (GO): protein binding
Source: RefSeq, a predicted model, not a curated record